Molecule: messenger RNA, 1728 nt
Organism: Xylona heveae TC161
Lineage: Eukaryota; Fungi; Ascomycota; Xylonomycetes; Xylonales; Xylonaceae
Product: WD40 repeat-like protein
Exons: 3
Coding region: 25-1584 (519 amino acids)
Biological process (GO): ribosomal large subunit assembly
Cellular component (GO): nucleolus
Molecular function (GO): protein binding
Source: RefSeq, a predicted model, not a curated record
GGAUUGACACCAACAAAGCCCACAAUGGCGACCGUACUACCUCCUCCAAAUAAGCGGCAGAAGACCGCGGCUGCGCAAAAGGCGCGCGAGCAACAAGAAAUCGAUGCGAUACCUGAAGACCUCGGAAGUGUCCGUGUACAAUUCUUUGAUCAAGCCACUGGACAGGCCACUGGGCCUCCAGUUUCGGUCUCAGUUGGAGAUGCCUCUGUGAAAAACUUGGAACUUCUUCUCAAUACAUUACAAGGAAAUGAUGAACACGAACGGAUACCAUAUCGAUUCACAUUUCGCCCAGACUUACAAGAUCCCUCGAGUGCAGAGAAUGCAGUAGAUAUUGUAUCUCACCUAUGGCACUCAAUUCUUCGACCCGGUAUCAAAACAACUGAAGACACUAUAAGUCUCCAAUAUACCCCACAAGCAGUUUUCCGCGUUCGAGCAGUGUCGCGCUGUUCUGCAGCCAUCUCUGGCCAUGGAGAAGCAAUUCUAGCGACGCAAUUCUCUCCCGCAUCAUCUUCCAAGAUGGUGAGUGGCAGUGGAGAUGGUACCGCGAGAGUGUGGGACUGUGAUACUGGAACGCCUCUGCACACUCUCAAGGGACACACCAGCUGGGUCCUGGCUGUAAGCUGGUCACCAGACAACAGCAUGAUCGCAACAGGUAGCAUGGACAACACAGUCAGACUGUGGGAUCCCAAAACCGGAAAACCGUUGGGAGGACCAAUGAAGGGCCACAGCAAAUGGGUAUCAAGCUUAGCAUGGGAACCUUAUCAUCGCCAAGCUCCCGGCCAACCACGACUGGCAUCGGCCUCGAAAGACGCCACGGUUCGGAUAUGGGAUGCUGUGUCGAAACGGAUAGAAAUAGUUCUCAGUGGCCACAAGGGGUCCAUAUCCUGUGUCAAGUGGGGUGGUCUAGGAUUCAUUUACACUUCUUCUCAUGACCGGACCAUCAAAGUCUGGAAUGACAAAGAUGGGACUUUGGCACACUCGCUCAAUGCUCACGCGCACUGGGUUAAUCACCUUGCUCUUUCGACCGAUUUUGUUCUUCGUACAGCCUACUACGAUCACACCGGCAAGGCUCCUGCCACCGAUGACGAGAAGGUUGCCAAGGCCAAAGAAAGAUUCACCAAGGCCGCCACCAUCAACGGGCAAUUAAUCGAACGCCUUGUGUCUGCCAGUGACGACUUUACGAUGUAUCUGUGGGAGCCUACCAACUCGACCAAGCCAGUGGCUCGUAUGCUUGGACACCAGAAGCAGGUCAACCAUGUCACGUUCUCCCCCGAUGGACUUUUCAUUGCCUCGACAGGAUUUGAUAAUCACGUUAAAUUAUGGAACUCUCGUGACGGAAAGUUCAUCACGACACUUCGUGGCCACGUAGCACCCGUAUAUCAGUGCUGCUUCUCGCCCGACUCGCGGUUACUAGUCAGCGCAUCAAAGGACACCACUCUCAAGGUCUGGGACAUUCGGACCGGCAAACUGUCAAUCGAUCUCCCUGGACAUCAAGACGAGGUUUAUGCUGUCGACUGGAGUCCUGACGGGCAAAGAGUCGGCAGCGGUGGAAAAGACAAGGCCGUCCGGGUGUGGAGAAACUAGGAUAGAAGGCAUCAAGUCAAGAUUAUAGAAAUAUAUACCCGUCGUGACUGUCACUAUAUGUUUGAUUAUAUAAUGGAAGUGUUUAUCAAUAGAGCUUCUCAGUCUGGUUAGCCUCAUGCAAAUGGCAUCAUGUUUUACACCCCG